Messenger RNA from Pelmatolapia mariae (spotted tilapia), 1001 nucleotides. Its product is annotated as 23 kDa integral membrane protein-like. The coding region runs from base 18 to 827 and encodes 269 amino acids. The transcript has 9 exons. Gene Ontology annotation, cellular component: plasma membrane. The record is from RefSeq and is a predicted model, not a curated record. Lineage: Eukaryota; Metazoa; Chordata; Actinopteri; Cichliformes; Cichlidae.
UCGCUCAGACAGCAACCAUGGCUCGCUGCAGGAGCUACUUGCGAGGACUUGCUAUCUGUGUCACUGUGUUGCUACUGGUGUCUGGGUUUGUGAUGAUUGGUGCUGCUUUUUCCUCCAUUGAUGAUAUACCUGUUGCAGAGUUAUUUGACCAGCUGUCCAUUAGUAAUGGCUUACUGGUCCUGCAGGUGUUUGGUCCACUCACAAUGGUUUUGUCUGUUCUGGGCAUAUCUGCUGCCUCUUUGGACUACAAAUCUUUGCUGUUGGUGUUUUCUGCUCUGACAUUUGUGGAGUUUGUGGCACUAAUGAUCGUUGCCUCACCCCUGGUUCAGGUUCAAGCUCAGAUGGACUUUGCCGUGGAUGAAUUGUUUCUCAAUGUAACACCCCUACACAAUGCAGCAGCUGACAUCCAGAAAGAAUUAAAUAAGCUUCAGACGUCGGACUCCUGUUGUGGUUUGAGGAAAUUUGAAGACUGGGAUAAUCAGCUUCCUGUUUCCUGUAUCUGCACACCUCCUACAACCACCUAUACCAGGGAGUCAAGAUUUCAGCCUGGUAAUUCCAGCUCAUAUGAGCCUUGCGUGAUGGUGGGCAGUAAUUCCAGAGUGCAGUUUGUGCACUCCAAGCCCUGUGGUCCCAUCCUAAAGAGCUACCUGAGUUUCCCAGUCAAGCUCAGGAUAGGAAUCAUUUCAGCUUUCGCCACCAUUGCAAUAACAGCCAUUGCUCUGUGUCUGGCUUUGGCUCUGGAGAAAUACUGGAAGAAGCCUCCAGUUGAAACUACAGUCGAUGACUACAACAGAGUGAAAUACCAACCUAAACCCUCCCUCACCUGACCUCUGACCCCCUUUCACCCAAAAUUAAGACAACAAUACCAAUGCACUUCCACUCUCUGGACUUCUGGUGCUGAUGAGAUGGUCCAGAAUGAACAAAUGGAGCUGUUGCCUGAAAAUGCUAAUUUUAUCGUGUAAAAAAAUUCCUUCUUGAAAUGUUCAUCUUGUGUUUGAUGG